GUUUGUGCCGACAGAUAGGUGUAAAAGACCAAGUAUAUUGUACAUCUAUUGUUUAUUGUUAUUCACCUGUUGACUGUGUGAAGUGAGACAUGGCCUCUGGGGCCUCUGGGGAUGAUGGGGGGAUGAUGCGGGCCACUCCCCCAGGUCCAGUGUAUCCUCCCCAACAACAACAGGAAAAUGUACAAAAGAUCCAUAAGGCCAUGACUCAAAUGGAGGAAAAGGGGAUGCAAGAUGACCCUAGGUAUGCACAGCUAGCAGCUAUGGCAGACAUGGCAAGGAAUCAAGGCAUGCCUGGUCAGCAUCACGGUAUGGGCCAUCAGAGAAUGGGAGACUACCAGGGUAACAUGAUGCAGGGGGGUCCACCUCACAGUAUGAGUGGUGGAUCCCAGGGCAUGGGAGGAGGUUCACAAAAUAUGGGUGGAGGCCAGCAGAACAUGAUGCAAGGAAUGGGUGGUCCCCAGCACAGAAUGGGAAGUAUGCAGCCAAUGCCCCACCAGGGUCAGAAUAUGAACCAAGGAAUACCUCCACAGGGUCAAGGAAUCCCAACACAGGGGCAAGGCAUGGGUCAGGGAAUGCCACCACAAGGCCAAAACAUUGGCCAGGGAAUGCCACCUCAAGGACAAAAUAUGGGACAGGGAAUGCCACCUCAAGGUCAAAAUAUGGGUCAGGGGAUGCCACCUCAGGUCCAAGGCAUGGGUCAAGGAAUGCCCAGUAAUAAUCCUGGAAUGAAUAAUCCAGGAAUGCCUGGUUCCAAUGCUGGAGGAAAUUAUAGUCCUAUGGGAGGACAAGGAAUGCAUGGAAGUUCAAACAUGGCGGGCCAGGGAAAUAUGACAGGACCCCAGUCAAUGAAUACAGGAAUGGGAUCCAACUCUCCACAUCCCAUGCCACAAGGUGGAUCAAUGCAACACAAAAUGGGUGGCAACAUGCAGCAGAUGGGAAGUUCUAAUAGACCAGACCAACAGGGUCAGCAAGGUAUGCCAAAUCAGAUGGGUGGACCGGGAGGAGCACAAGGUUCGGGAAGGCCUAAUGCCUUUAAUCCCCCACAGUUAGCACAGCUAAGGGCCCAGAUAAUGGCAUACAAACUACUCUCCAGAAACCAACCUAUUCCAGAGAAUAUCAGAAUGGCAGUGGAAGGCAAAAGAUACCCCCAAAUGCAGCGACCACAAGAUCCAAGUGGUAGAAUGGGACAACAGCCAGGGCAGGCCCCCAACUCCCAGGCCCCACACAGCCAAUCUUACAGUGCUGGAUACUCUGGAGGGCAGAUGACACAAGGACCACCAAAUACCAGUGCCAGUCAGGUCCCCCAGAGACCCCCAGGCCAACAGCCAGGUUCUCACCCUCCUACAGGGCCCCAAGGAGCUGCCCAGCCCCCAUCUACCCAGUCCAUAAUGCAGCAGAAACACAGCAAGAUUGCUCCUGUUGCCAAGCCACAGGGACUCAAUCCCAUUGACUUACUGAAUGAAAGAGAGAACAGGAUUGCAGCACGAAUUUCAUGCAGAAUCAAGGAGUUACAAGAUCUUCCUGCAACAAUGCCAGAAGAUAUGAAAACCAAAGCCAUGAUUGAACUGAGGGCCUUAAGACUUCUGAAUUUCCAAAGACAGCUGAGAAGUGAAGUUGUUUCCUGUAUGCGAAAAGACACAACACUGGAGACUGCUUUGAAUACAAAAGCUUACAAGAGGAACAAAAGACAUUCUUUACGUGAAGCAAGAGUCACAGAAAAAUUGGAGAAACAACAGAAAAUUGAACAGGAGAGAAAGAGAAGGGCUAAACACCAGGAAUAUCUAAAUGCUGUUCUUCAACAUGCUAAAGACUUCAAAGAGUUCCAUCGCAAUGUCACCAACAAGAUAGGAAAACUGAAUAAGGCUAUGAUGGUACAUCAUGCAAACACUGAGCGUGAACAAAAGAAAGAGCAGGAACGCCUGGAGAAAGAACGUAUGAGAAGACUCAUGGCUGAGGAUGAAGAAGGUUACAGGAAGUUGAUUGACCAGAAGAAGGACAAACGUCUUGCCUAUCUGCUGGCUCAGACAGAUGAGUACAUCUCUAACCUGAUGACUCUGGUGGCUGAACACAAGGAGGAUCUAAAGAAGAAGAAACAGAAGCGACGUAAGAAGAAGAAGGAAGACAAACUAGAGGAUGGUGACUCUAACAUGAGUGAGAUAAGAGUAUCUGUGAUUGAGACAUCCACAGGGAGAGUUCUGACUGGUGAUGAGGCUCCACUGGCAAGUCAACUAGAGGCCUGGCUGGAAUUAAAUCCAGGAUAUGAGGUGGCACCUCGGGAGGAUGGAGAGGAAUCUGGGUCAGAGGAAGAGGAGGAGGAGGUUGAACAGGAGGAAGUGAUACCAGCCAAGCCAGAAAAAACUUUACCCAAGCUUACUAGCCCUGAUGACAUUGAUGAAGGCUUGGCUCAGGAAGUCAUAAAUCAAGCCUCCAAAGAAGUGGAUGAUGAAUAUCACCGCAAUGCCACCAAGACAGAGGAGAAAAGUUACUAUGGAGUGGCUCACACGGUCCAUGAACAUGUCACUGAACAGGCUACCAUCAUGGUGAAUGGAAAGCUCAAGGAAUACCAG
Molecule: messenger RNA, 2567 nt
Organism: Saccostrea cuccullata (small rock oyster)
Lineage: Eukaryota; Metazoa; Mollusca; Bivalvia; Ostreida; Ostreidae
Product: transcription activator BRG1-like
Exons: 14
Biological process (GO): positive regulation of transcription by RNA polymerase II
Cellular component (GO): nucleus
Molecular function (GO): DNA binding; ATP binding; transcription factor binding
Source: RefSeq, a predicted model, not a curated record